This is a messenger RNA of Cryptomeria japonica (Japanese cedar), 519 nucleotides long. Its product is annotated as probable 2' cyclic ADP-D-ribose synthase BdTIR. The transcript is spliced from 3 exons. The coding region runs from base 1 to 519 and encodes 172 amino acids. Gene Ontology annotation, biological process: signal transduction. NCBI's taxonomy places the organism in Eukaryota, Viridiplantae, Streptophyta, Pinopsida, Cupressales, Cupressaceae. The record is from RefSeq and is a predicted model, not a curated record.
AUGCCAUCUGCUUCUACUUUUGUUGCAUCCUCAUCUGGAACCAAACUCUUGCCCUAUGAUAUAUUCAUAAAUCAUUGUGGACAAGAUGUCAAACACACUCUCGCCAGCAAGAUCUACGAUUCCUUAGAUGCCACGGGAUUGAAAGUGUUUCUGGAUAAAGAUGAGUUGGAUCUUGCGGAUUACUUUCCCAAAGCCAUAGAAGAAGCAAUCAAAAGUUCUUCUCUUCAUAUCGCCAUAUUUUCUGAACAUUAUGCACAAUCCCCCUGGUGUUUGGCCCAAUUGUUUUGUAUGCUACAAACCCCCAGCAAAUUUAUGCCCAUUUUCUAUCAUGUUGAUCCUUCUGAUUUAAGAUGGGCGAUUGAAGGAAAAGGAAUUUAUAAAGGUGCCUUUUCUGAUUAUGUAGAGAGGAAAAGAUACCCUUCAGAACUGCAACGUUGCAAACAGGCACUCCAACAAGCUUCCCUUUUUACUGGCGACAUAAUUAAGAAAGAGAAUCUGGGCAUUAAGUUUGCAAUUUGA